Molecule: messenger RNA, 1791 nt
Organism: Ilex paraguariensis (yerba mate)
Lineage: Eukaryota; Viridiplantae; Streptophyta; Magnoliopsida; Aquifoliales; Aquifoliaceae
Source: the annotation of a GenBank genome assembly
AUGGCGGAGUUUUCCGGCGAAGGAGGGGUUUCAAGAACGCCGGAGCUGAGUUUCGGAGAUAAUGAUGGCAAUGUACGGGCGACAGCAACGAUUGACGCCAUGAUUGCGACGGGAAUGGCCACUGCGACGCCGUUGACGGUGUCGGGAUCGUUCAGGGACGGGAAGAGUGGUUCGUCGAGGAGGAGAGCUUCGGUGAGGCCAAGUUUGGACGCGGAUGAGUUCAUAAAUUUGCUUCACGGCUCGGAUCCGGUGAAGGUAGAGCUUAACCGGUUGGAGAAUGAAGUCAGAGAUAAGGAUCGAGAGUUGGGGGAAGCGCAAGCGGAGAUCAGGGCGUUGAAGUUGUCAGAGCGACUCCGAGAAAAGGCCGUUGAAGAGCUCACUGAAGAAUUGACGAAGGUGGAGGGGAAACUCAAGUUAACAGAAUCUCUUCUAGAAAGCAAAAAUCUUGAAAUUAAGAAAAUCAAUGAUGAGAAGAAGGCCUCCAUGGCAGCUCAGUUUGCAGCAGAAGCCACUCUUCGAAGGGUUCAUGCUGCUCAGAAAGAUGAUGAUAUGCCUCCAAUUGAAGCCAUCCUUGCACCCCUAGAGGCUGAGCUCAAGCUUGCUCGACAGGAGAUUGCAAAACUGCAGGAUGACAACAAAGCAUUAGAUCGCCUUACCAAAUCGAAAGAGGCUGCUUUACUUGAAGCUGAAAGGACUGUGCAGGUUGCCUUGGUGAAGGCUUCUAUGGUGGAUGAUCUCCAAAAUAAGAACCAAGAGUUGAUGAAGCAGAUAGAAAUUUGCCAGGAAGAAAAUAAAAUUCUUGACAAAAUGCACCGCCAAAAAGUUGCAGAGGUCGAAAAGCUCACCCAAACUGUGCACGAGCUUGAAGAGGCUGUUCUUGCUGGUGGUGCAGCUGCAAAUGCUGUGAGGGAUUAUCAACGGAAAGUUCAAGAGAUGAAUGAGGAAAGAAAAACUCUUGAUAGGGAGCUGGCUCGUGCAAAAGUAACAGCAAACAGGGUGGCGGUUGUAGUAGCUAAUGAGUGGAAAGAUGCAAAUGACAAAGUGAUGCCUGUAAAACAAUGGCUUGAAGAAAGAAGGUUCUUGCAGGGUGACAUGCAGCAAUUACGGGACAAACUCACUAUAGCUGAGCGAACAGCAAAAUCUGAAGCACAGUUGAAGGAAAAAUAUCAAUUACGGCUGAAAGUAAUAGAAGAGACUUUGAGAUCAUCAAACACUAGCAAUCGCAGCAUUUCUGAUGGAAGAUGUGCAAGUAACGGUCCUUCACGUCGCCAAUCCUUGGGUGGAGCUGAUAACAUCUCGAAAUUGACCUCCAAUGGCUUUUUACCUAAGAGAUCACCAUCCUUUCAGUCGAGAUCUACUCUGUCUUCUGGUUCUAGUACGGUGUUGAAGCAUGCAAAAGGAACAUCAAAGUCAUUCGAUGGUGGCUCACGAUCAUUAGAUAGGGGUAGAGCCCUCUUAAAUGGAGCAGGUCCAAAUUUUAAUCUCAACCAGUCCUGUGAGGGGACUAAGGAGAGCGAGGCAAAUAAUAAUUCCUGGGAAGGCAGCUCAGAUGAAAAACCUAGUAACUUCCCAGCUACAGAUACAGAGGAUACAGUGCCGGGAUUGUUGUAUGAUAUGCUACAAAAAGAGGUGAUUGCAUUGAGGAAAGCUGGUCAUGAAAAAGAUCAAAGCCUUAAAGACAAGGAUGAUGCCAUUGAGAUGUUGGCAAAGAAAGUUGAUACUUUAACCAAGGCAAUGGAGGUUGAAGCCAAGAAGAUGAGGAGGGAGGUAGCUGUCAUGGAGAAGGAAGUA